AUGGAGUUGCCAGUCAGACCCACGACUCUUGCGUCGCAGUGUUACCCGCCUUCGUCGGACUUUAUCCUGGAUCAUCGCCAUGUCCUCUCCGCACCAAGACCGCCUCUGCGCGAGUCCACUGGCAAUGCUCAGUAUCAUCAUUUCCAACAACAGCAUGAGCAACAGCAACGCCGACAACAGCAGCAGCAGCAACAGCAACAACUCGGUGCUCUGGUAAGGUCGACGUUUGCACAUCAUCAGCUCUCCAUUCCUAGUCCACCCGUUGUCCCGACUCAGUCUGUCAGUUCCGCCUAUGGCACCCCCGAAUUCCUUGGGUUACAGCAAAGGCAUCAGAUGCAGCUUCGGAGAAGGGAACAUGCCAUCAACCCAAUCUACUUGUCACCUCAGUUUCUCAGUUACAGGAAGAAGCAAGCAAGUAAGAGCAAGGAAGAAAAGUCAGACCAGAAAUGGCCAGACGUCCUUGAGGAUGCGUUUCUUGACGACCAGGUGGCUGAUACAGGUACUUGUCCAGCUAUGUUGCUUAUCCCUCAGCAAAUGGGAAAGAGAAAGUACACGAUGCGUUCGAAGCUCUGGGGUCGGAACAUGUUAGUUACUGAGUAUCUCUGGAUAGCGUAUCGUGCCAGCUUGCCGCCCGGAACCGAACCGGACCCGAAGAUGAAGAGAACGCGAAAACAGGUGUCGAGCCACAUCCAAGUUUUGAAGAACUUACUUCUGAAUCAUCGAUGCUUUCACUUCUUCUUCCCUCGACACGAUGAGAAAGAGGAGAAGAGCAGACCACGCAAGGUGGCUAAAAAGCAGCCCUUGUCGGCGACGAAGCUCAAGGAAAUCGAGUCUUUCAAGAAAAACCCAGUGCUGAUUGCCUUGGCAGAAGGUCGUCUUCCCGAUGAGCGGCCCAAUUACGAGUACUUUGCCCACAUCCUUGCACUGAAUGACCAGAUUGCCAUCCGGCCCAAACGAUGUUGGAUCUUCGUGUCACACCCCAACGUCAAUGUCCGGGGUGACGGCUCCGGAUACCUUCCCACCACGGGCGACAGGCUAGACAAGAGCGAAUACCCUCACCUUGAACGCAACCUCGAAAAGGAGAAAUGGGCCAAGGAAGAACAGCAGAUCUUCAAAGGCUCGCUUUUACACGAGUUUACGAAGGAAAUUCGCCAAGUAGAGUCCAGCACUGUCAGAGAAGUCAGCAGGGGGUGGGAGACCUCGUUUCCCAAACUCCAUGAGCGACUUGAGGCCAUCGUCGCCGCCGAUAGUCGCUGCGACUAUUUGCACAUGAACGUCGCCUUGGAGCUGAAGGAAAAGCGAGGUUUUCCCAACCAAUCGGACUUCAACUCGUGGAUUGAGAUCAGCAUCGAGCAACCACAGUUACUCAGCCACCGGUGGAAGGUAGAGACGAAGCUUGUCCGCCCGGCCGAGUUGAGCUUCGUGAGCGAAAAGUCGCCGCCGCAAACAUACUAUGAGACAAGUGCCGAGAUCGCCAUCCAAUACCAGCACCUCCCCGGUUGCGACGGGUACAACCAUCAAUGUAAUUGCAUCUCGGCGCGCCGACGUCGGGACUGGGUCAUGGUACCGUUCCCAGCUGACGCAUGGGCGCGAACUCUCACCAACUGCGCUGAGUAUCCCGCUCACCCGUUCACAGGAGUGCGGCGAGAGGCCAACAAGAGAAGGGCAACGGCCGCUUCCUUGAAGAGAGAACCUCAAGAUUCUGAAGACAAUGACGACACCGAGAGCACCAGUAGCACCCGAUCUAGCGUCAGCGGCGACGGAGGCCAACCAACACAGAUGGAACUAGUUCCCCAGAUUGCCAUGCUCCAAGAGAUCUGGUCCUGCCCACCCGAGUCUCCUCUCGAGCAGCAGGAUGUUGGCCUUACCGGCACCGCAAGCCACCAGCCGCAAUGGACCCGCUGUGCCGUGAUCCUUUGGACAUUCGAGACCAUCCACAGCCUCGACAGCGCCGGUAGGGUCCUCACCGCACAAAGCGGCAAGACCAGCUGGCGCUUCCUGACCGUCCUCGACCCAACAAGCCCCUACCACCAGCAAAAGGCACUGCUUAGCAGUUCCGAAGCCGCUGCUGCCGGACAAGUCAUUGGGCCAAAGCGCCACACAACAACCGCCGCCGGUAGGACUUCACUGAGUAUCAACCCCCAUUAUCCCGGGCCCUCCCACGGCAUAGGUGCAACAGAAACCUUCGUCCCAUCGCCCAUCUCCACAUCAAUGGGAACCACGCCCGGAAUUGGGGGUCGCGCCGGCGACCUGAUCGUGUCACCAGCAUCCAGCUACCAGCAACACCUGAACGCCGCUGCCGGAAUGGGCGACGUGUACACCUCGGCUGCGGUCUCGACCGCCGCAACAUCUACCGCAUGGGGCGGUGGUACUGAUCCCCGGAGCUCCUUCUCCUCUGUGGGAUCUGGGGCUACGCAUUUUAGUUCUGCGGCUGCGGCAGCAGCAGCAGCAGCAACAGACUACGAUGCCCAGUUCCAGAUGAUGCUUGAGCAUAGCAUGAGGGGAGGAGGAGGCGGAGGUGGACAUGAAGGGCAAAGAUUGGGGAGUUACGGUGGUGCCAGUGCUCACUCGGGCUUGGAGACACCUCCGCCUAGCGCAACAAUGAGUGUCUCAUUUACUCACAACUUUGAUGCCGCGGGUGGUCCGGGUGGUGGGAGUCAGAAGCAGCAUUACAGCCAUCAACAUCCAGCCCCCCAUACUGGUCUUUCCCUUGCCAGUCAUCAUCUUCUUCAUGCACACAACCCCCCACAACCUUCACUGAAUGAUCUGGCUGCUGUGACGGAUCCGUUUUUGACCGCUACAUCUAAUCUCUAUGGUCCUUCCACCACCGCACCGUCCACUUGGUCUGGUACCAGUGGGUUCGAAUCAACCUGGUUAGCGGCACCAGCGGGGUACGCCGCUGCUAGUACUCACGCUGCUGUUGGUGAUGGUGCUCAGCAAUGGGGAACAAGGACGUCGUCGUUGACGUCUCAACAUCUACAUCCUCAGACUUCUGUUGUUGCUUCACAUCCACCUAGCAACCCCGUCUCAAGAGCGGGGUCAGUCGAUGGACGUUAUAGCCAUCAGCUACACCAAACAUCUCAUCAGCAUCCUCAUCAACAACAGCACCAACAACAGCAAUGGCAGGGCAAUGGCACUGCCGGGGGGCUGGUUGAUGACCACGGUCUCUGGACACCCGCCACGUCGGCCGGUGCGGAGGUUCACUGGCCUGUGACUGGUGAUGAACAGCAAGAACAUCACCAGGGGCAUUCCCAGUCUCAGCAUCAUCAACAGCAGCAGCACCACCACCACCAACAUCAUUAUGCGCGUUUUCAAGAUCAAUACCAGUCACAUCCUAGUCAGCACCAGCACCAGCAUCGAUCUAUAAGCUCAAACUCUCCCAAAGAAGGCCACCACCUCUCGCAAGAGUGGGACGAGAUUGUGGCCAGCGCCAACGGAUCACAAGGGGCAGCGUUGGUGGAAGAGAUGCAAAUGGGAGAUGACUACCACCAUCAAGCUCAGUCACUCACGCGAGGAGUUAAGCGUCCUCGAUCAGCCGUAGGUCUAGGGGAUGAUGAUGAUGAGGAAUCAGGGGAUGAGAGCGAUGAUAGUGAUGACGAAAAUUAUGAGGAGGACUAGUCACAUGAUAUCUUCUGGUAUCAGCAGCGCGGGCCUUUGGUGAUCAAUGUGAGUGCGGAGCGCACUGGAAACGGAAAACAUAAUCGUGGAUGGACGGCAGUUGCGUGGAACUCUUCCAAUGACUCGAUAACUGGAUUAGAUGAGUGAUCAAGUUGGGCGGAUGGAGAUUCCCGCCAUUUUCAAGCCACUUGGCAGUGGGCGUUUUUAGGUUAUGCGGGUUCUUUUUUUGGAUUCGCUUUUGACAUGACGCAUGAUCAAAGGGCGCAUCUCAACUUGGUUAUAUUACCUUUUUUUUUCUUCCCCAAGUCUCCAUUUGUAUGUGUGUGUGUAUGUGUUGUGUCUCACGGUAGUAGUUUUGUGAACGAUAAAAUAGGAGACGGAGGAUAUGAUGGGGGCAUCGCUAUAGGGCCAAGAUUAUCUGCACACAAUGAG
Molecule: messenger RNA, 4050 nt
Organism: Neurospora hispaniola
Lineage: Eukaryota; Fungi; Ascomycota; Sordariomycetes; Sordariales; Sordariaceae
Exons: 3
Coding region: 1-3618 (1205 amino acids)
Biological process (GO): regulation of transcription by RNA polymerase II
Cellular component (GO): transcription regulator complex
Molecular function (GO): DNA-binding transcription factor activity, RNA polymerase II-specific; RNA polymerase II cis-regulatory region sequence-specific DNA binding
Source: RefSeq, a predicted model, not a curated record